This is a messenger RNA of Rhipicephalus sanguineus (brown dog tick), 1144 nucleotides long. RefSeq names its product coatomer subunit epsilon (gene epsilonCOP). Gene Ontology annotation, biological process: retrograde vesicle-mediated transport, Golgi to endoplasmic reticulum; endoplasmic reticulum to Golgi vesicle-mediated transport; intra-Golgi vesicle-mediated transport. The record is from RefSeq and is a predicted model, not a curated record. The transcript is spliced from 9 exons. Gene Ontology annotation, cellular component: COPI vesicle coat. NCBI's taxonomy places the organism in Eukaryota, Metazoa, Arthropoda, Arachnida, Ixodida, Ixodidae. Bases 120 to 1022 code for a protein of 300 amino acids. Gene Ontology annotation, molecular function: protein binding; structural molecule activity.
CGGCAUUGAGAAAUCAACUUCCGGAAUCCUUCAUGCCACGGAGUUCGUGUUGGUGUGUCCCGCUUGUAUCCUACAUUUGUUAACGCUGUUCAGCCGUCAGGCCCUCUGAACUUGUAACAAUGUCAGCCCAGAAUCAGCCUGAUCCCCUUUUUGAUAUCCGAAAUGCGUUCUACAUCGGAAACUACCAGUACUGCAUCACCGAAGCUCAGAAAGGAAAGAACGUCAGUCCUGAGCACAAGCUGGAGAAAGACGUCUUCCUGUACAGAGCUUACAUAGUGCAGCGGAAGUACGGCGUCGUCUUGGAUGAAAUCCGUUCGAUGGCUCCUGACGAACUGCAGUGCAUCCGUAUGCUCGCCGAUUACCUCUCUGGGGACAUGGCUCGAAAGGACCAAGUUGUGAAGCAGCUUGACCAGAAGCUAUCCAAGAGCCUGGACGUCAACAAUGUGAUUCUCCCAGUUGUGGCAGCUACCAUCUACUACCAUGAACAGAACUACGAAGCUGCUUUGCGAGUCCUUCACCAGAACGACUCCUUGGAGUGUGCUGCACUUACCCUACAAUGCUAUCUUAAACUGGACAGACUUGACUUAGCUAGGAAAGAACUGAAAAGAAUGCAAGAGAAGGAUGACGAUGCGACAUUGACGCAACUUGCACAAGCUUGGGUCAACCUUUACCUGGGUGGAGAAAAGCUGCAGGAGGCCUUCUACAUCUAUCAGGAGCUGGCUGAGAAGAACACGGCAACUCCACUGCUGCUGAAUGGACAGGCAACAGCCUACAUUGCUCAGGGAAAAUAUGAAGAAGCAGAGGCUCUGCUGCAGGAAGCAAUUGAAAAGGAUAGCAACCAUGUGGAAACACUCAUCAACCUGGUGGUGCUGUCUCAGCAUUUGGGAAAGUCUCCAGAGGUGACAAGCCGUCUGUUAAGUCAACUUCGUGAUACGAACAACAGUCAUCCAUUCGUGAAGGAAUACCAGAGCAAAGAGCAGGAAUUUGACCGGCUGGCGAGGCAAUAUGCUCCUGCACCUUAAAACACCGAUGACAUCCUACUGUGGUUGCCGAGCCUCCAUAAUAAACUUCCCUUCCCCAUGUUACACUGAAAACGAUGCACUGUGCAUGUUUAAGUAUUCAAGCAUUGUUGACAGUUUAGAAU